This is a messenger RNA of Phaethon lepturus (White-tailed tropicbird), 686 nucleotides long. It is a transcript of the gene NIPSNAP3A, whose product is annotated as nipsnap homolog 3A (C. elegans). Lineage: Eukaryota; Metazoa; Chordata; Aves; Phaethontiformes; Phaethontidae. The record is from RefSeq and is a predicted model, not a curated record. The transcript has 5 exons. Bases 87 to 686 code for a protein of 199 amino acids. Gene Ontology annotation, cellular component: mitochondrion.
AGGUACUCGCGUCCUUUGCUACAGGGCCCAGACAGAAUAAUAGCAUUUUCUACGAAAUUCGCACAUAUGAUAUUAAGCCAUCGAAGAUGAAGGAGUUUGUGGAAAUGGUCAACAAGUACUUUCACCUUCGCACAGCUCACUCGGAGAUGGUGGGAUUCUGGUCUGCGGAGCUGGGAGCGAUGAAUAAGGUGGUCCACGUUUGGAAGUACGAUAAUUUUGCCCACAGAACAGCAGUCCGGCAUGCACUAGCCAAUGACAAAGACUGGCAGGGAAAAUUCAUCUCCCCAGCGCUCCCCUUGAUAGAAAAGCAGCGCAAUGAAGUUGCUUAUCUGGUACCCUGGUGUCAGCUUGGGAAGCCUCCAAAAGAAGGGGGAGUGUAUGAAUGGGUUACUUUCCAGAUGAAGCCUGGUGGGCCAGCAUUGUGGGGUGAAGCAUUUCAAGCUGCAAUCAAUGCUCACAUCAACACAGGCUACACCAAGCUGAUCGGUGUUUUCCACACAGAGUAUGGAUUACUUAACACAGUCCACGUGAUAUGGUGGAACGAGAGCCCAGAUCACCGGGCAGCAGGAAGGCAUAGUGCCCAUGAAGAUGCCAGAGUGGUAGCAGCUGUGCGGGACAGUGUCAGAUUCUUGGAGUCCCAGCAAAACAUGCUACUCAUUCCUCUGCAAUGCUCGCCGCUGAAGUGA